GGGGGGUGGGGGUGGCAGGUGUGUGUCUGUGUGUCUGUGGUGUGUGUGUGUGUCCGUGUGUGUGUGUGGAGGCCAGUGUGAGAGUGUGUGUCGACCAGUGUGCACGCGAGGACCACCAGGCUCUGACACACGCACACAGACGUACACGCGGCAUGCUUUGGCGUCCUCCAGCACAGUGACCAUGGACGCCUCACACACACUGCUGCUGCUGCUGGGAUGGGUGUUGGUGUUGCUGUCUUCCGUAACCGGUCAAAGGUGGACGCCUCCGUCAGAUGUGGCACCGAAGGGAGGGGAGCGCCUGGACACCCAUCACUCGGUGCUCCCUCUAGUAAGAUUCGCGUGCGAGGGCAGGACUGAGGGGUACUAUGGGGACAUGGAUUUCGGUUGCAUCGUCUUCCACUACUGUGACAAGGACGGCCACCGCUUCUCCUUUAAGUGCGAUGAGGGAAUGAAAUUUAAUGAGGUGACAACCUCGUGCAGCGCAGGUUACUUCGGAGACUGUAGUCACCCACAGAUCUUGGGUUCCGCCAGACGCGAUGAGUCCACAAAAUCCACCAACGCUGACAGCAUAGUGAAAAUUCCAGGAUUUGUUAGGAAGGCUGAAAGGGAAGGCGUGAAACAGCCAAAAGGGGAGCCAGAACCAGUCAUCAAGCAUGAAGACCCAGCGCUCUACUCUGACAAUAACUACGAGCUCGACGACGCCGCAGACCAGGAGCCAGAUGCCUCCAACAGAGUCACCAGAAACAACAAUGUCAAGCGAUCAUGGGACAGCCCCAUGAUGUCUGCACUCUCAGCUUUCGCCUCCCUCGCCAACAUCCCCUUGGAUAACUCCAUGCUUGAGGAGGGCCACAGGGAAGGCCGUGGAAGGAACAUUGAUCACGUGGACCGCUUCGACACUGUGGACAGAGCAUUCGUCGCCCAUCCGUCCCCACAUCGCAGGACACCACACACACAGAGCAAUGUAGGGUUCAUGCAAUUGCCUUUCUUCCAGCCUGAGACAAAGAAAGGGAGACUUACUCCCCAACGCGGUCCACCGCGCACCCAAAGCAUUAACAAACCCCAUCAUCGGCGGCCCCAUCUAAGACCAGACGCCCAAGACCCAUACCUCGAACCUCCCCCACGGCACCAGCGGCCACCACAGCCCUUCCCGAUUGAUCCUAACUUUGACUUCCACAGUGAUGAUCGCCAUGAGUCAGUGCAAAGCAAACCCUCGGCAGGCUUUUUCCGGCCCUCGUCGCUGCUGAACAGCGGUCAGGACGAAUUUCAGCCUGUGACAGAGAGCAAACAGUCCCCGGCAGCUCGAGAGGCUGCUGAUCUCAUUCGUCCUCACAGGAACGCUCAAGGAGGUUCUAUCUCUACUACCUUCCAAAACUUUUCACCCGGACCUUCCCAUCAGAAUACUGCCACUAGGUUCCCAGCACAAAACACUUUCACUCGGCCGACCUCGUCAUCCAGACCUGUCCAGAACGUCCCUACAGGAUUCUUCACAGGAUCGCAGUUCCCUUCCACAGGCAGCUUCUUGUUCCAUCAGCCGCCUGUCCCCUCACUCGUUUCGAGUAGGCCAUUCCACCAUGUCCUACCAUCUGGAACGGGUUUCCACAGCACUCCUGCCCCCCAACUACAACAACAAGAUUCCUUCGGUUUUCAGCAUCAACCCCAGCAUCAGCAACAUCCUCGUCCUCAUCCUCAGCCAGGACAAACCAUUGUUCGACAAACACUACCAAGACCUGGCCAGUCCUUUAUUCAUCAGCCUCAGUCACACCCCCAGACAGCACCAAGCUCAAGUCAGUCGUCCACUCAAACGUUCGGUCGUCCCAAAGAGCCUCAGCCGGUGCACACCUUCAGCUUCUCUAAUCCGAGACAACCUCAGCCGCCACCCUUUUUACAUGGACAAAGCUUCACAACCCAGCCUUCCAUCUUCAGUCAGGGCAUCAACACCCCACCCGGACCACCGCAGUCGGUACAGACGUUUGAACGCCCAUCUACUGCCCCACAGCCAUUCAACGUCUUCAGUCUGGCUGAGGUCCCCUUACCUACUACAGACAGUUUUGAGAGACCAUCUUCUAGGCCAGCUUUCUCACAAUCGGACACUCGAGAACAUAAUAAUUUUGGAGUUUCCUCUCCAACUCCUUUCACAGAUGCAAUUUCAGAGUCUUUGGAUGACUUUGACUUCAGCAAUCCAGAGCUACAGCAAGAGAGUCCCCUGAGCCAGAAGGAAAUGAAACAACAACAACCAGCUCCUCCUGCCCGCCGGCCAUCAAACCCCUCCACACCCUCACGCACUUCCCAAAACCCUACUCGCCACCCAGAUUCCAGCUUCAAAGACACACCCAGAACCUCCACACACCCUGACCCACUGGAAGCCUUUGGCCACCCCUUGAAAGAAAGGACGAGAGGCAGGCCUGUAGAGAGGCCAGAAGGGAACCAAAGGCAGACCACUCAACGCAACCCAGUCAGUCACGUCACAGAACAGCAAGAGAGGCGAAGGCCUUCCAGAACACGACGACCUACCAGGCCGCUCGAUCCAACACCUCACACCGUUCAGAAGGAAGAGAACCAACCCUUCAGCCACUCUGGUGAAAGGCUGCCACAGGUACCAAGACUCCAACCGCAGCCCAUUGCUCCUGUUACUGAAAAAGACCCCUUCAUCAACCCAACUCCCUUCACGCCACACACGCAGGUACCAUUUACGCGAUUCCCGGGUGCAUUUGACAACCAACCAGGACAAUUUCAACCGUCUCCCGAUGUGUUCAACUUCCCCACAGGUGACAGGAGAGUGCCUGAGGGAUUUCAGCACCUGGGUAAUGAUAUCCCUUCUGACUUUAGUUUUCCAACAGGAGUGCAAGGAGAAGAGUUAAGCAGGGUAGAGGGAGUUGAAGAGGAUACUAAUGUUAUUCAGGGGCCUGAUGGUGGAAGUCAUGUGACUGAUGAGGAAGUCAUAUCCACCACUCCCUCCACGAUCCCCGACACCACUGCCAACACACCACCACGGAGGCGCCUCCCCAACAUCAGGACACGCCUGCGACAACGCGGCUCUUCUCGCACCACUACACCACCUGACGCCUUCCAGACAGAAGCUCCUGUCCAGUCCGAUUAUGAAUAUUUUGAUGAUUCUUUGGUCACCACUCAGACCCCAGCCACCGAAGAGACGCCAACGACUACUACGACUCUUUCACCGUUUAGGCAAAGGAUAAAGGACCGCUUGAAUCGUCUCAAGAACAGAAGGAGGCAGAGCAUUGCUUCCAGCACCACAACAAGACAGCCAAGCUCUGAGGAAAGCCCUUCACGAAGCACCAUCAGGCAGCCCAGUAAUGACCAGGAGUCUGUUCACUUGACUGGUACUCGAAUCAACUCUGAAGACGAAUCAGAUUCUGAUCAGACCACUACGACUGUUUCACCGCGACGCCGUCUGCUGAGACCUCGAGGAUUUGAUCGUAAAAGGUUCCAGAGUUUUAGAGAGAAACUGAGGAGCCGCAUCAGGGACAGGGUGGCCACGUCUGAGACACCUCACACAGAAGAAGAUACAACCAAAAUUCCAGAGACUGCUGAGGAAGAAGUAUCUCCCAGCGGGGGACGGGCCAGAAGACUUAAUAGGUUUAGGCCCAGGCCUGCUGAAGGUAAUGAAGAAAGUGUUCUUAUUGUUAAGGAGAUUCUGAGAUCCUCAGAUCAGGAUAUUCAAGAAACCACUCAGCUUGAGGUCUCGAAUAAGCCAGAAGAAGAGCAGACUGGGGACCAUCCUGAAGGAGAGGACUCACCGGUUCUGGACGAAUCAUUUGGAAGAAAAGCGGCAGACAGCAAAAGUACCUUCGAUGUUCAGGAAGAAGGUGAGGCCAAUCAGCAGACGCCCCCGAAUCCUGACGCACCCCGUCGGCCCGGAUUCCUUGGUAGAAGACUCGCUGAUCCUAACAUAAGGGCGCGUUUCAGGGAAUUCUUGAAGAACAGGAAAAACAAACUCAGUGCCAGGUACCGAACGACUGAAGUCCCAAGAACGUCAAAGGAGCCGGAGCAAUCUGAAGUGGACACAGAAGAGCAAACUCCUGCAGCUACAGAAGAGAAGCCACAGUGGGCAGGUAGGCCGCCAAGCUCACACCAUGACGCUGAGAGGAAACAAGAGGAACAGCAGCGUGAGGAGGCGAUGAAUGACGACGCAGUGCUGAAAGAGAGGGCAGAGAGGUUUGAACAGAGACGAAAAGAGCUGCGAACCAAGCUGCUGGCUCGUAGGAACGAAGAGAGGCUUGCUCGCAGAAUUCCAACCCAAUCCCCCAAGAAUCAAGUUCCGAGUGAAGCCGUGACGAAGGAUGAGAGCGAAGAUCCUCCUCCUUUUGGGAUGAAACAAGAAUCUGAGGACCCACCUACCAGGAGGGGUGAGAGGCCCAUGCAAAAAGUUAUAUCUAUUGACGGGUUCAGGCCCAUCAUAGAAACACCACCAGCACCACCCACGCCCUUGCAUUCAAAGCCGUUCCAGGAGCCGGAGAUAAUCACUGCGCCGCCUGCUUCUGAAGAUGAUGAUAUGACAAUGCUGAUUAAGGUUUCUGCUAACUUUGGCGGGAAGGAGCAGCCGAAGGAAGUAACAAAAAUCCCGCACAGUGACCUGCCUCCUCUCUCUACAAUGAUCGUCCGUGAGAUAGGAACAGGGCGCUCCACCACUCCGGCACCGCCAUCGUCAACGCCGAAGACCGCUACGUCAGAAGCUUCCUCUCAGGACGCUACUGAGGAAGACUUAGCAGAACAGCAGGAAGGUUCUGAAUCACAACACGCUCCCGUAUUGCUUUCAGUGCAAACGGUUCCAGAUAAGGCUCCUUUACACACUGACAUGGUUUUGGCCCUUUCCCAGGCCACAGCAUCUACCACAGAAUCACCCUCGCCCUCAUCCACUCCAAUGACUGAAGCUCCGACGCCCUCCUCUCCAGAUUCGACACAAACCAAACAUGUCUCCAAGCCUUCCUUCAACUUGGCAGCUGCCUUUACACGGCGCAGCAACCUGGACAAAGCAGUGAAGGGGGACAGUGAAGAAACGGAGAGCGUGUCAGUAACGCCGGUGCCGCACUUUGCCAUCACCAUGGCGACGGGGGCACCGCUCCUUCCGCUGGAGAUGUUGCUGCCACUGGCCAACUCUCGGUGAGAUUGUGGACCGGCCAUCUCUCGUCUUCCAUCUCAAAGGGUCGGCCCAAGGGAGAGCCCCCACCCAUGUGCUAUUCCGGGCUUUAUCGUAAAAGACAUAAGAUGACUGAGCAUGGCACCUCGACACCGCCUGUGCCCGAAGUAACCCCUCCUCUCGCUCCCCAAACAUCCUGCCUCCUCGUCGGCACGAACCCUCCUUCAAAAAUGAGUAGCAGCGCCAGUCUUCCUUCGGUCUGCAGCCGCCACGUGGUGGUGAGCUGAGGCAUGACGUGAGGGAGGCGCUUGUGCAGACAGACAGACUGCUACUGAUUACCGUUAACAUUAUUUUUGUAAUUACUUUUUAUCUUUAUCAAAAUUUAUUAUUAUUAUUAUUUUUUAUUAUUAUUUUAUUAUUAUUAUCAUCAUAACAAUAAUAAUUGCUGUUAUUGCUAUUAUCUCUUCAGUUUUUUUUUUUCAGUCUCUUAUACACGAGUGUUACCAAAAUAAUAAGAAAAUGGUUUGGGAAACAACGACUUAUUCCACCAAAGUGACAGUCACAUCCACCACACAGCCACACCAGUCUCCCGCUCUAUCCCCACCUUGGCCCACUCAUCACUACUCGGGCUUCCUGGUGCCUCUCGUCCACCAUGCAGUGCCCAUCUCUUGAGGAAAAGCCUCAAGUUAGCCACUGGCUAACUGGUCUCCCGAUUGUGGUGGAUGAGUGUAGCGAUUGAAAGAACUGCUUGGAAACACAAUGGGAGCUCAUGAGUUUGUGUGUGUUAUAUAUGUGGGGCGCAAUCCUGACGCCUCCAGAGCUUGCCGUGGACAUCUCUCCACCAUCCCUUCACGGUGCUUUAGGUGGAGGCACAACUGGCCUGCGGAGAUGGCUGGAGCGAUAAUCGUUAGUGGUGGGGUGAUGAUGGAAGGUUAUGGUCGUAUAAACAGCCAUAAAGAAUUAGCUACGAGUGUCUGACUGGCUCUGAUAUAAACUCUUGUUAUGAUCAGGCCUUGCUGUGGUCACAAGCCUCGUUCCGUUACCUGUCAGGUCUCCUUGAAGUAGCUAACUAUUAUUGAGGGUUCCUGUCACUCUCCUAUCCAGCUCAGUCCAGAUUACAGGCUUCCGAAGACGACGAUGAUGAUGAAAAUGAUUGAUGAUUAUAUUGAUUAUGAAGAUAUGUGUCGUUUUCGUAGUGCUUAUGGGUGUAUAUUACGUCGCACGGACACAACUGUUGGUCAUAUAUAUAUACCGUAGUGUGUAUAUCAAUGCCAUACAAAUAUUUAAGGCUGUAAAUGUAAAAAGUAACCAUAUAUGUCCUGUGUCAUAACUUAAGGCAGUGGCCAUCUUGUACUUUUUUUUUUGCUCCUUCCUCUGUCAUUAUUAUACCAUUUAUGCAACCAUCUAUCUCCCAUAUGUAACAAUGUUUUUAUAUACUAUUACGUCCCUGCCCCCUCUCUCUCUCUCUCUCUCUCUCAUCCCUUACACCAAAUCCUCUUUUUUUAUGUAAAUACAGACAAGAGAAGCCAUUUAUUCUCACGUAUUUAUUGUAUACACAUAUCACACUUUUGUACAAAUAAAAGCCGCCGUUGCUGUCA
Messenger RNA from Scylla paramamosain (green mud crab), 6693 nucleotides. Its product is annotated as protein piccolo-like. Gene Ontology annotation, molecular function: chitin binding. The coding region runs from base 182 to 5122 and encodes 1646 amino acids. Gene Ontology annotation, cellular component: extracellular region. The transcript has 5 exons. NCBI's taxonomy places the organism in Eukaryota, Metazoa, Arthropoda, Malacostraca, Decapoda, Portunidae. The record is from RefSeq and is a predicted model, not a curated record.